Molecule: messenger RNA, 744 nt
Organism: Penicillium salamii
Lineage: Eukaryota; Fungi; Ascomycota; Eurotiomycetes; Eurotiales; Aspergillaceae
Source: the annotation of a GenBank genome assembly
AUGGGCUUCGCAGCAGCUGAUGACGGUCAAGAAAUUUUUUUUCGGACUCAUGGAACAAACGGCCCUCUCCUAGUCUUCAUUUCCGGCUACUUCGGUGUCGACAACAUUUGGCAGCCUUUGAUCGCAAAGCUAUCCCUGCAGUACCGCUGUAUUUCCUACGACAACCGGGGUUAUGGGCGUUCCUCCAAGCCAGUAUCCUCGGACAGUUAUUCUGUCACGCGCCAUGCUGCUGAUCUGCGCACUGUUCUCGACGCCUGCAAUAUCACCGAACGCGUUGUAUUUGUAACCCACUCUACGGGCUGCAAUAUCGCUGCGGCAUACUACAUCGCUUAUCCGGAUAGUGUCAGUGGAAUGAUCAACUCAGCAGUAUAUUAUGACGGACAUCGUAUUCAAAAGUUUGUCCCCGAGGAGGCGUUUUCCUCUGGCGCUGACAUAUCAAGCAAAUGUGUUGCAUUCUACGCCAACAUGGGUCUGGAUGAAGAGACAGCCCUGGAAGCGGCCAAGUGGCCCGCUCUUGGUCGUCGAAACAACGCCUAUGCACUCAUGAGCUUCACAAUGGAGAAUAAGUAUCCUCUGAUCAACGUCCCUGCUUUGGUGGUAUUGGGACAGGAUGAUCCAGCUACCCCAGAAGAGUUGGUGACGCCAAUUGUGCAGGAGAUGCCGACUUGCAAACUGGAAGUUCUUAAGGGCGUUCAGCAUUUUCCGCCUACUGAGGCUCCGGUAGAGAUGGAACGUCUGAUCUGA